GGCGGCUGGCGGGCGGCGGGCUCGGGCGGACAUGGCGCUGCAGUUCGGCGGGGCGGGCGCGCCAGGCACAGCUGAGGAGCCGGCCUUGGUGGGGGGGAGCUUCGGGGCUGCGGACUCGUUCCCCAAGGACUUCGGCUACGGGGAGGAGGAGGAAGAGGCGGAGCUGGAGGGAGGCCCGGGGCCCGGUGGGCCCGGGGGCGGCGCGGGCGGGCCUGGCGGCGGCGCGGGCGGGGCGGACUCCAAGCCGCGGAUCCUGCUCAUGGGGCUGCGGCGCAGCGGGAAAUCUUCCAUCCAGAAGGUGGUGUUUCACAAAAUGUCUCCCAAUGAGACUCUGUUCUUGGAAAGUACCAACAAAAUCUACAAGGAUGAUAUUUCCAACAGUUCAUUUGUGAACUUCCAAAUAUGGGACUUUCCUGGACAGAUGGACUUUUUUGAUCCAACAUUUGAUUAUGAGAUGAUCUUCAGAGGAACAGGUGCUCUAAUAUAUGUUAUUGAUGCCCAGGAUGACUACAUGGAAGCUUUAACAAGACUCCACAUUACAGUUUCAAAAGCCUACAAGGUCAACCCAGAAAUGAACUUUGAAGUUUUUAUUCAUAAAGUUGAUGGUUUAUCAGAUGACCAUAAAAUAGAAACUCAGAGGGAUAUUCAUCAGAGGGCUAAUGAUGAUCUUACAGAUGCUGGGCUUGAAAAACUUCACCUUAGCUUUUAUUUGACCAGUAUCUAUGACCAUUCAAUAUUUGAAGCCUUCAGUAAAGUUGUACAGAAGCUCAUUCCACAACUGCCAACCUUGGAAAAUCUACUUAAUAUCUUCAUAUCAAAUUCAGGCAUUGAAAAAGCUUUCCUCUUCGAUGUGGUCAGCAAAAUCUACAUUGCAACAGACAGUUCCCCUGUGGACAUGCAGUCCUAUGAGUUGUGCUGUGACAUGAUUGAUGUAGUGAUAGAUGUUUCCUGUAUAUAUGGGUUAAAAGAAGAUGGCACUGGAAGUGCUUAUGAUAAAGAGUCAAUGGCAAUUAUCAAGCUCAAUAACACAACAGUCCUGUACUUAAAGGAAGUAACAAAGUUUUUGGCGUUAGUUUGCAUCCUUAGAGAAGAGAGUUUUGAGCGCAAAGGUUUGAUAGACUACAAUUUUCACUGCUUCCGCAAAGCCAUUCAUGAAGUUUUUGAAGUAGGUGUUGCCUCCCACAGGAUCUGCAACCAUCAAUCAAGCACCUCAAAUAUGAAAGCAGUGACUCACAAUGGCACACCUAGGAAUGCAGUCUAGAGGAAAGCUAAAGACCUUGGAUAGACUUGUCAGCUCUUCACUCCAAAGUUUUGUGGAACAAGAGAAGAGUAGUCUGAAAGCCUGAAGUAUGUUUCAGAGGAGAGCGGUCCUAACUGUGGAACAGCAGAUUGUAACUCAUGUUGGGCAACUGAAACUACUGUGAAAAUACUUUGAAGCCAGUGGAGUUAGAAAUGCCAGUUUGAAAUCAGCUGUGUUGCAAAUGCAGUAGGUUUUCAGUUUGGAGUCCUCUUUUAACAGUCUGUGUCUGACUGAUUGCCUGGUCAAAAGUUACAAACAAUUGAGUUGGGUUUUGUGUGGAACACUGAACAGUCACUUGCUUAACUUUUAAAAGAUUUUUUAAAAAUUAAUCUGUAGAAUAUCCUCUUUUGCUUAAGGUUACCUCCUGUCAUGCAAAAGCAGAAUUAGUGUUAUUAAGGCUUGUGAAACUCAGGCUUUUUGCUUGCUGAGGCUGGUCUCACAAAUCAUUCCAUUAAGUAGUUCUUGUUCUUGCUGGUGUUCUCAUAGUUCUCAUGAAUUCUGUGCUUGUUAAGUGGAUGCAAGAUAGAGAGCUCUGUUCUAGUGAUCAUGUGUUUGUUUUGAGAACUGAUCUGGAGCUUCAUUUUAAGAGAUAGUGAUACUUUGCUUUCAGACCACACUUCUUGAUAUGUCCCCUUUGAUGGAAGGGAAGGAUUAAAAUCAGAAAUAAACUACCUGCUCUCUUUUGCAAAAACAUGGAUGUUCAUAAAUCUGUGUGAUUAAUCCUAUUCAUGAAACAACUGCAUGGCUAACUAAACUGAAAUGUCUGCCAUCUGUUGGAAUAAAGCAACCACUCUCAGCUAUUCCCAAGCAAAGAAAUUACAAAGUUACUGACUUUUGAUGGUGGAUCUUUCUCCACUCUCUGACUGAUAAUCAAGACAAUUCCUAGCAAAAUGUCUGAGGGUGUUAUCUGUGCAUGGCAAUUAAGUUCACUGUGCCAUAAUUCACUAAUAGUACUGGACUUUGAAAGUACAUUGAUUCUGUACUCUGACAAACACCUGCUUGUUUGUCGCUGUGCAAUCUGAUUAGAAUAGUGGUUUUUCUGAUUUUGUGAAUUCUGCUGACUUUCAUACUAUGGGCAGUAUAUGUGAAUUCUUUAAUUUAUUGGUAUUAGUGCUGCAGAUGUCAUUCUUUACACCAGCCUUGCUGUGCAGGAAGCCCAGCCACUGGCCCACAAAGACCUUGCCUCCUUUUACCUGUGCCCUAGGUGUUGCAAAGCCAUUGGACCAACUAUACAAGUCCCACUAUAAAAGUUUCUGCAAGAAGAGCUAAUAGAGGUGGUCUCUGCAACUGGUGUAUUUAUGUGGUCAGAAAUAACCAUGGGACUGCUUCUGUGCUUAUAGAAUGAACUUCCAUUGAUCUAUGUAAAAAUGAAUAUACAUGCAUUAACAUUGGGGUGUAUGCACAUACUGUGUAAAUGUUUGCUUUUUUUUUUUUUUUUUUUUUUUUUUACAGCAGGAAACUGGAAUUCAAGUGCCCUAGGUUUGUUCUCUUAAAUCUAGGCUGAGCCCCUUUUUGCUAAUGGAACUGCAGAGCUUUCUUUAAGAAGUGCUGCAGGCUCAUGAGAUUGGGUGUUGUAGUUUGCAAGCAUUAUCACAACUCAAAUUCUGAAGGUAAGAGAAAUAAUUGGCAAAGUAACAGGAAGAAGGAAUCCCCAUUUGUGCAGUGAGUUUUCCAUGUUCUAAGUACAUGAGUAUGUUCUUUCUUUUCACCCACUACAGGAUUUUGUGCUAAUAAAAUGAGAAAAAAAGUCAAACUGUAA
This is a messenger RNA of Catharus ustulatus (Swainson's thrush), 3059 nucleotides long. It is a transcript of the gene RRAGC, whose product is annotated as Ras related GTP binding C. Gene Ontology annotation, cellular component: Gtr1-Gtr2 GTPase complex; lysosome; nucleus. The transcript has 7 exons. The record is from RefSeq and is a predicted model, not a curated record. Gene Ontology annotation, molecular function: GTPase activity; GTP binding. Bases 32 to 1261 code for a protein of 409 amino acids. NCBI's taxonomy places the organism in Eukaryota, Metazoa, Chordata, Aves, Passeriformes, Turdidae. Gene Ontology annotation, biological process: cellular response to amino acid stimulus; positive regulation of TOR signaling; cellular response to starvation.